Lithohypha guttulata is the source of this 1215-nucleotide messenger RNA. It is a transcript of the gene HGH1, whose product is annotated as Protein hgh1. The coding region runs from base 1 to 1215 and encodes 404 amino acids. Lineage: Eukaryota; Fungi; Ascomycota; Eurotiomycetes; Chaetothyriales; Trichomeriaceae. The record is from RefSeq and is a predicted model, not a curated record. The transcript has a single exon.
AUGCCCACCGACCUCGAAGAUCUAAUCUCCUUCCUCCACCACGGCAACACCCAAAUCCGCCAAGUCGCAACCAACCACCUCGUCACCUACUCCUCCUCCCCCUCUCAAAUCACACUCUUCAAACACAACGACCUAGAACCCCUCCGCGACCUCAAACUCUUGAUCAGGGACUACGCACAAAUCUCCCAGGAUGCACUGACCAUCAUGAUAAAUCUGACGGGGUGUGGAGACGCGGAAGUGCUGGAGUGUCUUAGUCGGGAUGAGGGGUUUGUGGGGGAGGUGGUGAGGAAGAUUGUUGAUGAUGUUGGAGCACCGGCGGAGAAAGGGCAGGGGGAUGGGAGUGCAAAUGCGGAUCUGUGCUGUGCGUUACUGGCGAAUUUAGUGAAGGACGAUGAGUUGGCGAGGAGGUUGUUGAAGGCUGAGAGGGGGGUGCCGCCGCGGACGAAGGUGCGGGUGAAGUUAAAGACGAAUGAGAGGGGUGAAGUUGAGGCGACGAAGACGGAUGAGCCGGUCAGCGUGCAGAUAAGUACGAGCAAGCGUGUUUUGGACCAGUUGAUGGAUGUCUUUGUCAAGGGGGCAAAUAAUAGUCUGAAUCCAAAUGCGAACUACGACUAUUUGGCGUACGUGUUUGCGGACUUGAGUAAAUUUGAGGACGGAAGGAGGUAUUUGCUCGAGAGGCAGGAGUACGAUGGUGUUGUGCCGAUUACGAAAUUGGUUGUGUUUACGGAGCAUGGGAGUUUAAUUAGAAGGAAGGGAAUUGCGAGUACGAUCAAGAAUUGUGCGUUUGAGGUGUCGAAGCACGAUUACUUGCUUGGUAAUGAGAGUGAAGGUGGGGUGGGAUUGCUUCCGUACCUUUUGCUGCCCCUGGCUGGGAAUGAAGAGUUCGAUGCAGAAGACAGUGACGGGAUGUUGGUCGAGUUGCAGCUUCUGCCGCCGGAUAAGGAACGUGAAGGUGACGAUGAGAUUGUCGCAACACACUUGGAAACGCUACUGCUGUUAGGCACAGAGAAAAAUGGCCGGGAUGUGAUGCGGAAGGUCAAGGUGUAUCCGAUCGUUCGAGAAUUGCACCUAAAGAGAGAAGCCGAGGGAAUCCAGGAAGGUUGUGUGAGGCUAGUUAACGUGUUGAUGAGAGACGAGGGAGGAGAGGAAGAACAGAAGCAUAAUAGUAUCAAGGCCAAAGAGGAUGAUGAUUACAAGAUCGAGGAGGUCUUCUGA